CAUGCAAUUUUCCUUCAGCAUCCAGCCUUCUGGAAAAGCCUCUUCCCUUCAUAAAAGGGAAAAGAAGUGCUAGCCAGAAUAACUUUCAAAAGAAGAGGAGGAAUCACACGCAGAGAGACAUGUUUAUCUAAGCUCAAGUGAUAAAAAGUCAUUAACUGAGGCUGGAGCAACCACUGAGCUUGGAGCAGCCACUACGUACGCUAGAAGACCAUGAAGCAGGAAGUGGACCAUUCUUUGGCAUUUACUUGGACAUGUCUGGUCCCAGUACCACAGUAGGAGAGUAUCAUUCCUUUAAAAAAUGUUCAGUAAAGUAUGUAAAUAGCUCUGCUUGCUGCCUGCUGUCUAUUCCAAAAUGCUACCUUGGAGUUUUGACACAUCAGGUACAGAACAGCUAUACUAUGGAUAUCCUGAAGAUGCUUCAGAAAAUGAUUUUUGGUUUGUUCCAGUUUAUGAAUGGAAGUGGAUCAUAAGGACUACGGGCUGUCAGAUUGGCAGGUUGGAAAGUUGGCAACUUUCCUUUCUGUUGGCACCACCAUCCCUCACUGGGUAGGGGUGCAGAAAGACAUAGUUGCUGCCAUUGUCUGCUGCAGGCUGGUUUCUUUGCAGACCUAAAUGGGCAACUUGCUCACACCUGGGUGUGUAAUGCUGCUCUGGAGGAGGUCAGUGAGUGUGCUUUCACUCAGGUGCUCUUCUUUCCUUUCUUUCGUCCUGUGAGGCCACGCACAUAAAUUUUUAAUUUAUGUAUUAAAGGAGAGAGGUGUGUAACAGCAGGUAGUGUGGCAGGAGACACCUUUGGCCCUGAUGCAACCACUCUGCAUUCUGUGAAAGAACCUAUUUCUUCUGUUUGGAAACAUAUUACUCCAAAUCAUUUCUAUGUAAGACUGAAUUUUGUGCUUACUGAUAUUACUGAUAUAGUCAACAUUUUAGAGGAAUUGGAAUUUUUUGCUUGCUUUUUAAUUUUUUUCCUUUCUCUUCCCAGUAGGGGAAGACUCCUCUGUGUUGCAAAUCUUUCAUUUCUAAUUGCUGUGCUGAUUAGGCCUGUAUUCUGUGGGGCAUUUUAUUUCAGCACUCUGAGAUUGUAUUUCUUAAUCUUUACAUAGUAAAUAAAAUGUGUCCUAAUCAAAACCGCUUAUCCCUGUUUAAAAUAUACAUAUGGGAGAUAUAUAUAUAUAUAUAAAUAUAUAUGUGUGUUGCAUGGUUCCAAAACAUAAAGGAAGUAUGGUUCUUUAACUGGUUCAGGAAACACUAAUUUUGUACGGUAGGUGGUGUGAUUGUAUUUUGUGACUAUUUGAGCCCAUGGAGUAAAGAAUCUCCUUUUUCUCAAUUGGAGAAUUACCCCUACCCUUGAAACACACACUCUGAUGAGAAAAGGUUGGCAUUGUGAGCUGACUGAUGGGUAAAGGGAAGGACAAUUAUUUUGAUGUGAGUUAAAAGUGUGGGACAGCCUGUGCACUACUUUGAAGAUCAUGCACCAGCUCUUUGUGGCUUCCCCCACCUUUUUUUUUUUUGUGGCAGUUUAACAACCAUCACUUAAUGCUGCUGGAGGUGUUUUGUCCUUGGCAAAUGAUUUGCAAAUCCUUCGCUGCCACUUGUUGAUCAUUUUGAAUUGAGAGCAGAUUAAUGACUGUUGCUCUACUGGCAGUCUUGGCCUCUUAGUAAGAGCUGUCCAGCUUUCUGUGCCUAUCUAAAGAUUCUGUGCUCAGUGACUCCGAAGGUAUGAAUCUAGGUAGUGGGCAAAUGUCUAAAUAUAGCACUACUAAUGUCUAGCUUUCUUCUUUUCAGUCACCAGAAGAAAUUGGUGGAUAGAUUUCCAUGUGUGUAGAGUAUGGACCGAGAUAAGUCUAUGUUGGCAUCUGCUUCAGUAUUAAUUUCUGACACCUCCCUGGUACUUUCAGAAGAGGAGAAAUUCUUUUUAUGAAAAGGGUAAUAAAUGCAGGGAAGAGCACACACAAUGAAGAUCAAGCCAGCUGUGAUGUCCUCUUUGUCAAGAAAAAAGCUGGAGGCAGUAAUUCUACACCAAACAAGAACUCUUCAACAAAACGGAGGUCAUCGCUGCCCAAUGGAGAAGGUCUCCAGCUGAAAGACAAUUCAGACACAGAUGGGAUCAACCUGUGCUACUGGUCCCUCUUUGAUGGACACGCUGGGUCAGGGGCAGCUGUGGUUGCUUCCAAACUGCUGCAGCACCAUAUUCUGGAGCAGCUGCAGGAGAUUGUGGACAUCCUGAGAAACACAGCCAUUCUCCCACCCACCUGCCUGGGAGAGGAGCCUGACAACCCAUCUACCAACAGCAGGACACUGACACGGGCGGCCUCCCUGCGCGGUGGUGUGGGAGCCCCAGGCUCGCCUAGCACGCCUCCAACACGCUUCUUCACUGAGAAGAAGAUCCCACAUGAGUGCCUGGUUAUUGGGGCCAUAGAAAGUGCAUUCAAGGAAAUGGAUUUGCAAAUAGAGCGAGAGAGAACUGUGUAUAAUAUUUCUGGUGGCUGCACAGCCCUGGUCGUGGUGUAUUUAUUGGGGAAGCUUUAUGUGGCAAACGCUGGUGAUAGCAGAGCUAUAAUAAUCCGAAAUGGCGAAGUCAUUCCAAUGUCUUCAGAAUUCACUCCAGAGACUGAACGCCAGCGACUUCAGUAUCUGGCUUACAUGCAGCCUCACUUGCUGGGAAAUGAAUUCACACAUUUAGAGUUUCCACGGAGGGUGCAGCGCAAGGAAGUUGGAAAGAGGAUGCUGUACCGUGACUUCAACAUGACUGGCUGGGCAUACAAAACCAUUGAGGAAGAUGACUUGAAGUUUCCUCUUAUAUAUGGAGAAGGCAAGAAGGCUCGGGUUAUGGCAACAAUUGGAGUGACCCGAGGACUGGGAGACCAUGACCUGAAAGUGCACGACUCCAAUAUAUACAUCAAACCUUUCCUGUCUUCAUCUCCUGAGGUGCGAGUCUAUGACCUCCUGCAGUAUGAGCAUGGGCCAGAUGACGUUCUGAUCCUAGCUACUGACGGGCUCUGGGAUGUGCUGUUAAAUGAAGAAGUGGCAGAAGCUGUCACUAACUUUCUACCAAACUGUGACCCUGAUGAUCCCCACAGGUACACACUGGUGGCGCAGGACCUGGUGAUGCGAGCCAGGGGAGUGCUGAAGGACCGGGGCUGGCGGAUAUCCAACGACAGGCUGGGUUCUGGAGACGACAUCUCUGUCUACGUCAUCCCUUUGAUACACGGGAACAAACAGUUGUGAAAGGAGCACCAAGAGUGGUUAUAGGAUGGGGAUUUUUUGGGGAAGGGCCUGUAAGAGACUAUAGGUUUUUGGUGGUCUGACCAGGACACUUCCAAUUGAUGUAAUCUAGUCUAAACUAAUGCUGGAGGGGUAUUUUUCUGCCCAAAAGGGCUCUGCACAUAUACUGUAUAUGAUUAAAGAUAACCCUUAAGAUUCCAAUUUCCCUUCAGAAAUGGUUUUGGUGCUUAACAGGAAUGGGAUUUAAAUGCUGCUA
Sturnus vulgaris (Common starling) is the source of this 3478-nucleotide messenger RNA. The record is from RefSeq and is a predicted model, not a curated record. Lineage: Eukaryota; Metazoa; Chordata; Aves; Passeriformes; Sturnidae.